Molecule: messenger RNA, 609 nt
Organism: Protopolystoma xenopodis
Lineage: Eukaryota; Metazoa; Platyhelminthes; Monogenea; Polystomatidea; Polystomatidae
Source: the annotation of a GenBank genome assembly
UUGCAGCAACGGUGUUUUCUCGUGGGGGAUACAAACUCGUCGCCAAUUCGACACAGCUGGUCUGGAUUCGCCCAGCUUCGAGGUUCAGGACAUAAUCACCACCACCAUCAUCACCAUUCCCCAGCUCAGUCUCAAAUUUCCUCGGAACAUCAAGCUUCCAGGCCUGCCUCCUUCAGCGCUGGUACUGCCAAUGCCACUUCAAACACCAGCGAGGUUGGUGUAAGUGGCAAUCGUACGGCAAUCAAAGGCUUGCUUGGUGCCUGCCGUAUCGUCUAUCAACUUGAGGGGCCUGGUGGUUUCACUCGCGGCAUAGUUGCUCGCAUCCUUACAAGUAUGCCGGGAGCUGCCAUCUCAUGGUCUGUCUAUGAGUACUUCAAGUGGUGGUUCGGCCAAACACGGCACAAAUCGUCAUACCCUACUCCCUCUUUGCCGCCACCCUCUGGACCUGGCUUUAUCACUGCUGCUGCUGCUCCCGAUGAUAUCGAGCCGGGCGAUCGUACUGGUCACUCAGCCAGCUCUGGAGCAGCUGGUAGCAUUUCUAUAUUCUUUAGCUCAUCGGCGUCUACACCCUCGACGACUGCCGCUUCUACAGGCCUGCCUGUCAUCUAA